CCAUCAAUAUUAUUCAUUCCAAUCCAACGGUGUCUGAUAGUAUCUCAGGAAAGAAAACUAGCCGUUAUAAACAAUGAAACAGUCACUUAUUACUGCAAAGUGAAAAUCGAAAGCCGUAUUUCCCUUCUCUGCUUUCAAUUCAAAUAACCACAGCGAUUUCUCUCUGGUAAUUCAAAAUCAGAUCCAACAUUCCAUUUCGAUUCCAUCGAAAUCGAAAAACAAAACCUAGACUUUUUUAUUCAUUUUUCACUCUACGUAAUCAAACCCCGCAGAAGAAGAAAAGAGAAAGAAUAGCCUAGUCCCUACUGCUUCAGUCAUGGGCCUCAUGGCAGACAAGAAGAACAAGCAAGUGCAAGAAGAGAAGAAGAUCCCAGUCUUCACAGUAUUAAAGAAUGGUACUAUUCUCAAGAACAUUUAUCUCCUUGACAGCCCUUCUUCAAUAUCUGAAGAACCCAAGUCUAUUGAAUCCGGUGAGAAUGGCCAAAAAUCUUGGGAAGAGAUUUUGGUGGUGGGAAGACACCCGGAUUGCAAUAUCAUGUUAGAGCACCCAAGCAUUAGCAGAUCUCAUCUCAGGAUCUGCUCCCAACCCUCGUUACAGAAGCUUUCUGUGAUGGACUUAUCAUCUGCACAUGGGACAUGGGUUUCGGGGCAAAAGAUUGAACCCCAAGUUGUGGUGGAACUCACUGAGGGUGAUACCCUUAGUUUGGGUGCUUCAACGAGGGUUUACAGAUUGCAUUGGAUGCCUCUGAGUCAAGUGUAUAAUGUUGCAAAUCCAGUUAUAUAUCCAUCAGAUGCAUUGAAACAUGAAGAAGAAGAAGAAGAAACAUAUCAGGAUGAGAACUUAACGCCAGUUGUAAAGGGGAUGUCCCCAGCAGCACCUCCACCUCCAGAAACCUUGAAUUCUUCAUUCACUGAUAAAAAUUCAAUCAGAAACCCGUUCAUUCUUCCUUCAGCAGAUGCAUUACAAGAAGAAGAUGAUGAAACUUAUUGGGAUGAGAAUUCUUCAUUCCCCCAUGAGAAUUCAAUGGCAUUUGCAAAUACACAGAUCCUUUCUGCACCUCCCAUGCCAGAGUCUAUAAAUUCAUCCUCCCCUGAUGAAGAGGAAGCAGUGCAACAUAAAGAAGAGGUAAAGUCUGCUGGAGAAAAGCCUGCAAGAGAAAAACAGAGUCCACCAAGGAGAAUUCUGGACCAGAAGGACAUCUCUAACGUCUGGUAUGAACCUGUUGCAGCAGAAUCUGUGAAUUUGUCACUGCCAGUGGAGGAAAUUCUGUUAGAGAUCGGAGCCUCACAACUUGACAAAGAAAACCGGAGCCCAGAAGUCCUUUGUUCCAGGGAAGUUCUAACUGAAUGUGAAAAUCAGGAAACCCCUUUGGGAAGACCAGAAGUAAAGAGCAGUGCACCAAAUCUUUGGUCGCGAAGAGGCAAAGCCGCCAGUGUUCUUCAAAUUCAAACAGGGAGGAGCAAAGGAAAGUGUGUGGGAGCUGAUGCUAAUGUUCUAACAGAAGCAGAAAAUCAGAAAGCUGGAAAAGAGAACUCAAUUUCCAGGGAUCUUUUCCCUCAUUUGAAUGGAGAAGAAAUUUUCACUUUAGGUGAGGAGAAUUUCAGCCCAAAUACUCUUCUUGUCAAAUCCAUGAAUUUAUGCACAUUAUCAUCAGCCAAGAUUACUGCCAACUCCGAAGUAGCUCCAGAAGAACAGUUUUCUUCUUCAGAUAAGGAGAAUCAGACACCUAUGGCCAUGGCUCUCAAAGAAAGAAAAUCAGAGGUAAUUGUCUCACAAAAUCAAGCAAGGUUGGAAACUGGGAUAUCAAAGGUCAAGAGAGAAGCUGAGGGAGUGCUGUUUCAGUCCUUACUAUCAAACUCUAUUAGCAAAAGCAGGCCCCAAGUUUCAGUCCCUAAUGCUACUACCAAGAGCAGCUAUUCUGUCAACUGUACACAAUCCAUACAGAAAGACAGUAACCCUUCUGCUGUUAUGCUGCAGAAUCAAUCUCAUAAAGAGGCCAAGAAGUGGAACAUGGUGGUUGACACGACUUGUCUUCUAGACAAGGAUUCUAGAAGGUCAUUGAAGCUCCUACAAGGCCUCAAGGGAACACAACUCAUCAUUCCAAGAAUGGUAAUAAGGGAACUGGAUAGUUUGAAACGACGUAAAAGCCUCUUCAGAAAGACAUCAGAUGUUUCUUUGGCACUGAAAUGGAUAGAAGAGUGUAUGGUGAAAACAAAGUGGUGGAUUCAUGUUCAGAGUUCAAUGGAGGAGCCCUGGCCAAUUGCACAAACCCCUCCUGUUUCGCCUUGUUUAAGUGAGGCGAGUAAUGGGGGAAGGUCUACAAGUUUAGUGCCAUUGCCAUUUUCUUCCUUUGGGAGCUUGACACAGAUUGUUUCACUGACAGAAGAAGACCAUAUCCUUGAAUAUGCUCUGUCAUUCAAGAGAAUUAGAAAUGAUGGGCAGCUCAUUCUUCUCACAGAUAAUGUUACUCUGAAGAUCAAAGCCAUGGCAGAAGGGCUGCUCUGCGAAACUGCCAAGGAAUUCCGUGAAAGUCUUGUAAACCCUUACUCAGAGAGGUUCUUGUGGGCAGAAAGCACUCCAAGAGGACCUACUUGGUCUUGUGAGGAUGAUAUAGUUCUUAGGGAAAAGUAUUAUAAGUUCCCUAUCAAGAAGAGUAGUUUGAUGGGCUUGAAGCUUAUUUUGUUCCAUAAUUCACACUGUGGACUGAUUAAUCCAGUCAAAUGAAAACCUGUUCUGCACUUCUUGUAAAAACCUGUUUAAACUGAUGACAAUGGGAGUUGAGUUUCUUUAGUCUAGUUUGAAUGUAAAUGAAUCUAAAUUUUUUUGCUUUA
Molecule: messenger RNA, 2832 nt
Organism: Macadamia integrifolia
Lineage: Eukaryota; Viridiplantae; Streptophyta; Magnoliopsida; Proteales; Proteaceae
Product: FHA domain-containing protein PS1-like
Exons: 7
Coding region: 317-2725 (802 amino acids)
Cellular component (GO): nuclear membrane
Molecular function (GO): protein binding
Source: RefSeq, a predicted model, not a curated record